Messenger RNA from Photinus pyralis (common eastern firefly), 885 nucleotides. RefSeq lists its product as uncharacterized. NCBI's taxonomy places the organism in Eukaryota, Metazoa, Arthropoda, Insecta, Coleoptera, Lampyridae. The transcript has 3 exons. The record is from RefSeq and is a predicted model, not a curated record. The coding region runs from base 1 to 885 and encodes 294 amino acids.
AUGAAAGACAAAAUUUGUGUUAAGUGUAAGAAGGUAGGCCACAUUGCCACCGUUUGUAUGCAGGGGGGAAACAUUAAAACAGUUCGACAAGUAACGCAAUCCGAGGAUAAUGAUGACAUCGUUGAAGACGAUCAAUUUGAAAUGUAUACGAUUGGAAAUAUUUUUCACAUGCACGGCGUAAAAAGCGGAGGGAGUGGCAAGUUUAUGGUGAACAUCCAGGUGGAACAGAACAAUUGUGAAUUUGAACUGGACACGGGGGCAGCAGUUUCGACGAUGUCUUACCGAAAUUUUUUGAAGGUGUGUCCUGGGCUCUCGAUCCGACACAUCUUCUCGAUUGAGGACUUACUCUGUUUUGGAAACAAAGUAACCAUUGGGCGCUUAUUUAUUGUGGGAGAUGAUGUUGACUCUAUUUGCGGCCGACAGUGGAUUAGGAUCCUGGAUCUUCACAAACGUCCGCUGAAUGACUUAGAAAUUCACGAGGUCACGGUCACGCAAGCAAAUUCCGAUGAAUUGUUGAAGUCGUUUUUGAAGGAAUUCGGCGAUGUUUUCGAUGAUAAAUUAGGUCGAAUUCCAACGAUGGAGAGCAAUUUACAAAUGCUAGAGAACACCGCGCCAAAAUUUUGGAGAGCUCGACCAGUACCGUAUGCCUUGAAAGAUCGUGUGAACGCUGAAAUUGAUCGACUUGAGGCGAUGGGCGUGAUUGAAAAGGUUGUUCACAGUCAAUGGGGAACACCUGUGGUUCCGAUUGAUGACAAGUACCCCAUUCCCAGGAUCGAAGAUAUUUUUGCGAAAAUGAGCGGGGGAAGAUUUUUCUGUACACUUGAUGUCAGUCGCGCGUAUCUACACAUGCCUGUUGACGAACAUAGCGCAAUGUUGCAAGCAUAA